Molecule: messenger RNA, 369 nt
Organism: Tricharina praecox
Lineage: Eukaryota; Fungi; Ascomycota; Pezizomycetes; Pezizales; Pyronemataceae
Exons: 4
Coding region: 1-369 (122 amino acids)
Source: RefSeq, a predicted model, not a curated record
AUGCCCAUGUUCUGUUUCUCAAUGUUCGCAUGUCAGCUUGAACCCAGAGGUCACGAAUACGCGUGUCUCCGUGAACAUUGCUUCGACUGGGCUGCCCCACUGUCCAAUCCUUCCUCCCGCAUGAUAUCAUCCGGUCGGAAACACGCUGGCAAGCGCACAACCAUCGAGUUGCUCGCGGUCGUCAAGGAUACCCCCGCGAAGAUUCUCAAGGCACUUCUCAAUUUCAUGAGAUCAUGCAGACUCGGCCUGAAUCUCGGCAUCUCGACCAUUUCCGCCACUACCGCCUUCUUCACCGCUGCGGUGUACGGUUUCUUCCCAUUGUCGACGGUCUUUUUGAUGUUUAGGGCAUCCUGGCUGCCACCGGAAUAG